Nylanderia fulva is the source of this 2619-nucleotide messenger RNA. The record is from RefSeq and is a predicted model, not a curated record. NCBI's taxonomy places the organism in Eukaryota, Metazoa, Arthropoda, Insecta, Hymenoptera, Formicidae.
AUUAUAAUUAAACGAUAAUAUUGACAAAAAUAUCAAAUCAAAUAUAACAGUAUUACACAAAUAUAACAGGUUUUUAUUGCAAUGACUUUCGAUUUUGGUGAAGAAUCGAGUUAUGUGCAGGGAUAAGAACGAAAACGACGACAAGGGUAUUAUAUAAUCUCGUACCACAUCUACAUAUAUUGAAUUCUGGACCUAAUAAGCAUGGUGCUAGGCUCUAAGUUGAAUCCAAACAUCUAGCCAACUGCAAGAGCGAAAAGAAGAAUGGAUCAUCGUGAUCCAGAUGCCAUCAGAAACUAAUAGUAAAACUACUCAUUAUGAUUAUACCAUUGCUACGUAUAUUGAACGUAAAUGCGUCCGGAAUAAAUAAAAAUCCCAGAAAAAGAGAACGGGAAUGCUAAACAAGAUCUGUGCAAAGCGCGCGAUUGUCCGCUGCUAUUCCUCGCAGGAGCACGCAUUGCAUCUACCGCCUGAACACAGACGAUUCCGUCGUGUUCACGGUCUGCAGCUGCCGCUGCAUCCUCAGCAGGUGAUCGGCUGGCUGUUGCUGAUCGUCGUGUUUGUCGGCACCUUCACCGUGUUGCUGACGGCGCCGUUGCUGUUAUCCGACCUACGCUUCGGCCUCUCGUUGCUAUUCACUGCCCUAUUCCUAGUCCACGCGCUGACCCACCUGACGGUGCUGCUGCUAGACCCGGCCGAUCCUGAGGUACGCGCGCGGCCGGCCAAUCAGGUGGUCCCGGAAUUCGACCGCAGCAAGCACCAGCAUGUGAUCGAGAACGGCCGGUGCCACCUGUGUAACAUCACGAUUCGCGGCCUGUGCACUAAGCACUGCUCUAUCUGUAACAAAUGCGUGCCCCGUUUCGAUCACCACUGCAAGUGGCUGAACAACUGCAUCGGUGGCCGUAAUUACCCGGCCUUCCUCGCUUGUCUGACCUCGACUCUCAUCAUCGCUCUCGCGGUCACCGCGCUCGCCCUGGGCGAGCUGGUACUCAACGCGUAUUCGAACGCCAAUUCGAAUGACGAUGGAUAUUGGGAUAGUAGUAGCAGCAACGACACGAGCAUGAACAACGCCACGAGUCCGUCGGUGCCGGUGCCCGGCACCGGCUCCUUCGUUCUCAUCACUCUCAUCGGCGCUCUCUCGGCGGUGGCAGCCAUUUUGCUCAUACAUCUCUGCUUUUUCCAUGGCUACAUCGCCUGUCUGGGGCUCACAACCUACGAAUACGUACGUAGGAAACGGGAAAAGAGCUCCGCCGGGGUCACAGCUGGUUCCAGGAUGAGUUCCCCCGGUAAUCCGUGCGGGGAGUCUUGCUGCGACACCGGGGACAGAGAGAAUAUCGACCAGGUUGGCACGCGGAGUCUCUAUUCUCGCUUCUGCAAGAACGGUUCCCUGUUCAAGGACGGUACGACGAUGAUGACGGCCACGACGGACGUGUACAUGUCCUCGACGCACGAGGAAACGCGCAGAGGCGACGUAGAGGCGAGCGACGAGGGUGCGUCGAGAACAGUCGCGUCCUCGACGAAGGGCCGGAAUUUCCAUCUCUGUUUCUCGUACGACUCCCGUACCAUCGAAACCUCCAUCAAGGUCUCCGCUUCGCGGUCCAACACGAUAGAGUUGGAGAAUCAUGGGGACUCUCCGGACAUCAAGUCGUCCUCCACACCCUCGCCGGUGUCCUGCUGCUUCUCCAUCGUGAACUAUUCCGAGGGCAAGCACGGAACUGGGAAGACCCAGAAGCACCGUCGCGCGAGCGGACACCGUCUGGAGUCCACAAAACGUACCUGCGGGAUGAUGAGGAGGAUCCAGACGUUUCUGCAAGCUCGGUUGAAGAAGGGCUCCAGGUCGAAGGCAACGACCUCGACCUUUACCCGGUCUUGCAGCAACAAGAUAAUCCCCGGUAGCCCUCCGGGUAUCCCGCCCGCGAUCACCGAGCAUCAGAAUCGGAUCAUCGAGACUCUGGUGGCGGAGCUGACGACACCGUCGUCGCCGUCGCCAUCGCCACCACCGUUGCCGCUGUCAUCUUUGGAUCAUCCACAUCCACCGGCGAGAUUACCGGCUCUGGAUCUUCCGCGUACCGUCCACAAGAUUAGGAAGGUGCUUUCGAGCACCGGGGACAUCUCCGUCUUGGAACCGAUACCGCCCUCCGUGAUGCCUAAACGGAACCAGGCCUACCUAGGUAGCCGGCGUGGCGCGAACUUUUCGAGGAAGAGGCCGCGCUUCAAGCUCGGUUCUUACGUCACACAGACAGCCCAAUUGUCACCGAUCCCGGAGUCGGAAUUCUCGAAACCGGCUACACCCAGGUCGCCAUUGCGGUCUGGUUCUGCUUUCGCCUUCCCGCCAUUGCGCGAAUAACUUUGUUGUUUGCGGUUCUAGUUUACCCGAGGUGUCUUUUGUGGAAGUGUUUUGCCUUUUUUUAAAGAAGUAUACAAUUCGAAAGAGAGGCUAUUAAGAUAUACCAAGGCGGUUUAAAACUCCGGCAACGGCCAACUAUUUCCAAAAAUAGUCGUCUUAAACAUGUUAAAUACAAAAGUAUAGGGCUCAAAAUAAAGCACUUGAUGGUGACCUUGAAUUUGACCAAAGGGUCAAAUUUAGAGGUCAUUUCAAGGUCAACUUAAUUUUUUAAGCGG